AUGCUACUCAAGCAACAGCAGGUACAAUCUCAGCCAGCGUCUUGGAGGUACGUGUACUUCCUUCUGAUGAGUGUGGUUUUGCUGAGUUGCAUUCCUCGAGAAGUGACUCCUUUGUUUCUGAUUAAAGGCUCAGCUAGUCCAGCCAGCGAGUUCAUUAAUAUCACAGAAGGCAAGACACUGUCUAUGAACUGCUCUGCCUCGGGCCCAGAGUUACAUCGAGUUUGGUGGGGUAAGUCCAUUGGAUCCGAAGACACUAAUUGGCUCACCCAGAAUUCCAUCGUUGAGACAAAUGAUCCCCGAGUUUCCAUUGCAAAUCGCUCGUUUGGCGAGCACAAUGCAUAUUCUUUGCAAAUAACUGACAUCACCGAAUCGGAUGCUGGAAGGUACAAGUGUCACGCUGAGUGGGGAGGUGCUAGUUUGUUUGGAUACAUCUUCGUAUCGGUGCAGUACUUUCCGGCAGAAAACCCAUUCUGUGCCACGAAUGAAAGCGAUCGGAUUCCUACCGAAAGCGUCGCCGUGUGGUGCGAUACUGCGAUCGGCAACCCUGGGGUGACCAUCACUUGGAGAGUGGACCAUUCUGACAAGGAAGUCACAUGCAGCGUCUACAGCACGGAACUACCGCAGAACGAACGAGUAAGGUGUGUUGUUAAGCUCGGGGAGCACCUGCAGAAUCAAGUCUUUUUAUGCACGGUGACUAGUUCUGCAUUUCCAGGACAGAAUCAGAGCUGCUCUGUCAGCCCCAUCCUGCUAAAUACCCCGAACACAUCUAGUCGAGCUCUAACAAUUGUGGAGGUAUGCUCAACGCAAACCAUACCUGGCAUUUUCGUAGACGGAACCAACACAUCAACAGGCUUGCUUCCUACCAGCGCAGUCACCAGUGAAACUCACACGGGGUACAUCGUGGCUGCAGUGGGAAUCCCUGCAGCGUUCGUUGUCGGCUUUCUGGUUUCCCUGGCGUGCAUAAGGAAGCGUCAACAGACAGUCAAGAGGCGAGGGAACGAUCCAAAGGGGGAAACGGCCGCACCCGUCGAGGGAAAUCAACCACCAGACACGGAACUUUCGGUCAUUCCGUACUUGGUAACAACAAUGCGAGACGAUGACUUCACGGGGACCAGAGUCUCUGAUCAAGCGUACGAAACGCGGAUCGGACCCAGGGAAUUAGACACUGACAACGCCGCCUACCAGCAGGUGGAUCGUGAUAUCGGCGAGAAUGAAGUGACGAGUAGUUACCUGGAACUGCAAUAG
Patiria miniata (bat star) is the source of this 1245-nucleotide messenger RNA. RefSeq lists its product as uncharacterized. The transcript has a single exon. Bases 1 to 1245 code for a protein of 414 amino acids. Lineage: Eukaryota; Metazoa; Echinodermata; Asteroidea; Valvatida; Asterinidae. The record is from RefSeq and is a predicted model, not a curated record.